This is a messenger RNA of Alternaria arborescens, 666 nucleotides long. RefSeq lists its product as hypothetical. The transcript is spliced from 5 exons. The coding region runs from base 1 to 666 and encodes 221 amino acids. Gene Ontology annotation, molecular function: GTPase activity; GTP binding. NCBI's taxonomy places the organism in Eukaryota, Fungi, Ascomycota, Dothideomycetes, Pleosporales, Pleosporaceae. The record is from RefSeq and is a predicted model, not a curated record.
AUGUCGGCCAGGAUGCAGCAAGGUCAACGGCCUGGAGGCUCUAGAUUUGCACAGUUCAAGCUGGUGUUGCUGGGAGAAUCCGCCGUCGGAAAGUCGUCUCUGGUGUUGCGCUUCGUCAAGGAUCAAUUCGACGACUACCGGGAAUCCACCAUCGGCGCCGCCUUCCUCACCCAGACCAUCGCCCUCGAUGAAAACACGACCGUCAAGUUUGAAAUCUGGGAUACCGCCGGUCAAGAACGCUACAAGUCGCUCGCGCCCAUGUACUACAGAAACGCAAACUGCGCCGUAGUCGUCUACGACAUCACACAGGCUGCCUCCCUAGACAAAGCAAAAGCCUGGGUAAAAGAACUCCAACGCCAAGCCAACGAAAACAUCAUCAUCGCCCUCGCGGGCAACAAACUCGAUCUCGUCACCGAAUCCCCCGAUAAGCGCGCUAUUUCCACGGCCGACGCCGAGCAAUACGCCAAAGAAGCCGGUCUGCUCUUCUUUGAAACGUCGGCCAAGACGGCUGAGAAUGUUAAAGAGCUUUUCACGGCGAUUGCGAAAAAGUUGCCUAUUGAUCAGGCGACGGGGCCGAGGAACUUGAGGCCGGGACAGCAGCGUCAAGGGGUCAAUCUGAGGCCCGAGGCUAAUCAGACGCAGGGGCCUGGUGGGUGCAACUGCUAG